AUGCAAACCGAGGAUCAUGAUACUUUUGGUGUAGAGGUGCAGACGGUCAGAAAAAUCAAGGAACUCAGGCAUAAGGUUCAAGAAUUAAUCUCUCCACACUCUGGUAAGUUCUUGUGCCAUCCCCCUCACAUCAUGAUGGUUUACUAAUGGAUAUGGCUUCCUAUUUUCCAUCCCUUUAUUGUCGUGUGAUUUGCAUUUUUAUCAUAAACACUUAGUUAGGAGCCAUAAUAAUGUUUUUAUAUUUUCAAAUAAAGAAAAUAACCUUUCAAAAUGGACAUUAAAGUUUACAGGCCACUGCGAAUGAUCUUCUCCCUUUGGUCGUGGAGCACAAACUCUUGGGACUAAAGGGAAAAUCCACUUAUUAAUGAGAGAAGACAGUCUUCGCAGCGUGCCUGUUUGUUUGGCUGCAGAGCUCAAACUCUCAAGAUGCCUUGCUUUUGGGCGAAAUUAAUUUGCCGAGAGUCUCAUUUGUAAGGGAUCCUCUCACAUUACUUACAAAUCUUAAGCUGUCUACAGGCCUUUCUCUUUCCACAAGCCGAAUCCCGCUUUGUAAUGGGCAAUUCGCCUUGGGAAUGACCAACUAUAUCCCCAUAAUUGUUUUGCUUGCUUGAUUUCUGAUAUCUUCAGUGGAGGCAUCCUCUUCUCUUGUUAAUAAGCUCAGCUACGAAUUGUUGAUCGGAUAUGGAUUAUUGAUUCUGAAGCCUAGGAUCCAUUAAAUUGGGGCUGUCCUAUGAGCAUUUUCCUUCUUUUAGAAGAGCAGUUGCCCUGCCUGAUUCAACCUCGAUGUAUAAAUUUAUUUUUCUGUAGCGGUUCCUUGAGAAACCGACUCAAUUUCAUGUAAAAAAAAUUUGAAUAUAUUAUCAACGUGUAAAUACCUUUGUCUCUACCCCCAAUUUAUGUGCUGUAUUUCUUUCUCGAAUCCUAAUAAAAAGAAUCUUGAGAUGAUGAAACCCAUUUAACAACUAUCUGAUUUAAAUUCAGCGGAUGAUUUCAAUAGGGUGAGUAAAUGGAUGAACUAUUGGUUCAAGGGGUUUAAUUUUCCACCAUAUAUUUAGGCACAAUAAAGAGGGACAUGCUCGAGGCUAGAUUAUCGGAAAGUUCACGUGAUUAGAGAGUGGUGCACCUAGAAUGUUGAACGAUGGUGUGACGCAUCUUGGACGGAAAGAGGUGAGCUGAUAGAAGGGACAAUCAUUGGCAUCUUGAUGAUCAUCUCACGAUGAGUGUCUGGCCUUGCACACAUUUGAAGUCUGGACAAGGUAAAACGAGAAUUCCAAUCGAUCCUUAGGAUCCUUCCCUCUCAUAGUAGGUACCAAUAGACUAUCUUAUUAAUUUCCUGCGAAGGUGAAUGCUUUCUAGAUUCCUUUCAUAUAUCAUCUCUAUGUCUCUGAGAAUAUACUGGCGCAUAUCCCGUACUGAUGGUGAACUUCUUCCUCUGUGCGUGUGUGUGUGUGUGUAUGGUUGGCGCAUACAGUUAGUUGUCUGACCCCAGACAUCAUAGGGGUUCAGACCCAGAAUCCAUUUUCUGGGGUUUUCUCUGAACCCGAGCCGUUAUUCAGGACACAUUAUGGCUUCUAUUCUGUUUGAACAUUGCAAUCACUUCAUAUCUUUUGUAUUGAUUUAACGCGGUUUUUCUUGGCCAUUGGGUCCAUCAGUUCGGGCAAAGGCGGCUGAUUCCCUGAAGAGGAAGGCGAUCCGUCAUGAACAGGAAGAGCAGGACUCGUGUUCGUCUGGUCCACGGUUCCCUGCGAGCUUGUUAUUCAGAAGCGGUCUCAGAACGAGAAACGAGCACAAACUACGAAGGAGCCGGGAGCUGACUCACAACAUCGACUGA
Spirodela intermedia is the source of this 1831-nucleotide messenger RNA. NCBI's taxonomy places the organism in Eukaryota, Viridiplantae, Streptophyta, Magnoliopsida, Alismatales, Araceae. The record is from the annotation of a GenBank genome assembly.